GACCUUGAAGAGCAGCAGGGCCUGCUCCCAGCAGAGGGUGCGCAAGCGAGCAGAGGCCCAUGUUGGGCCUUGGUGGUGGGGACCCUUUUAGCAGCCGCGGCGCUGGUGAGCGUUUUCGUCGUGGUCUUCAGCGCCUUCGUGGACACAUGGCUGUGGCCAGUGCUUGGAGUUCUCCUGCUCCUGGGACACGGCCUUCUUCUAAAGGCAACGGCUGGGGAAAAGUCCGACCCUUCAAGCACGUCACACGCCGCGCUGGUUUGUGAAGCUCUGGCUUACGUUGCCCUGGCGUGCACGUACUUCAUCCGCUCCUUUGUGGUUCCAUGGUGGUGGUGGGAGGCCAAUGCUCUGCUUUUUUUGCUGCCCGCCACAGUGCUGCUGACUCGUCUGGUCUUCGUUUAUCUCAGCAGCGGUUCCCGUGCCGAGAAGGCCUCCACUGUGGGCUACGCGAUGAUUGCGCUGACCUGCCUGCUGGUAGCCCUCCUCCUGAUCUUCGCGGGCAAUUUCGGCUUCCAGAGCUUCUCGCUGUCGAUGGUCUUGCCGGGGCAGGUCCACGAGAGGAUCAGGCCAGUCCGGGACUUUGUGGAAUUCAAGACCACUGCCACGGAGAGCUACGAGACAUGCGACCUGGCCACUUCGAGGUGUCGGCUCAAGGACUUGGAGGAGGGGCAAUGGACAGCAAUCCGCCCCGGGGGCACCACCACCUGUCUGGUGGGUGACUUCGAGUUCUUAGUAUACAAAGGUGAUCCCAAGAAGGUGCUUCUUCACCUUCACGGUGGAGGCGCUUGCUGGAAUUGGGUUACCUUUCUCCUUGGCGCAUGCUCGCGGACGGCGCCCAUGACACCCACUGGAAUCUUCAAUGCCUCGGUUCCGGCCAAUCCGUUCUAUGGCUAUACGGUCAUUGACGUUCCUUACUGCUCCGGCGAUAUUUUUGGCGGAGCCACCCAGAACUUCUGGAUUUUGGCACACCAGACCGCCAGUGCAUGGAAAUCGCAGUCGGGGUACGCCAACUUGGAUGCGGUCAUGAAGUGGACCCAGGAUCAGUUUCACGGCCCUCUUCCAGGUCUGCACAAGCUUACAAGCUUCGUGGUGUCCGGGGAGUCUGCAGGAUCUUUGGGAGUCCAGGUCUGGGGCUCGGACAUUCUCACGCGCCUAGAGGGGCAGUACGAACCUAAGGGCACAUAUUUGAUCGGGGACUCGUUCAUGGGGGUCAUGGUGGACGACCAAGACUUGCUGCAACGUCAGGUGAUUGACUAUUGGAGGAUGUGUGACUCCGGCGUGGUACCACCGGACCUUCAGCCCGAUUGCCACCCGGACAAGUUGUUUCUUGCGGACUUCGUGGAGGACACCAUGCAAGACUUCCCCGAUGUUCGCUACCUGAUGGUGGACAGCAAGUUCGACAUAGUCCAGCAGGCCUUUGCAGAUAUGCUGGUGCUUUUGGACGACCUGUGGCUGCUGGUCACGCAAGGGUGGAACAAGGUGCCAAAGUUCACGAAUGCUACUUUCUAUCAGGAGGUGACUGAGCAGCUUAAGUCGUAUGCCGCCUUUCCUCAGUUCUCGGCAUACCUUGUGGACAGCAACCAACACUGCUACACUAUCUUCAACCUGUCAUGCAUCGAGCUUACCACGCCGGCGGGCCCUUUUGAUAACUGCAGCAGUCCAGACGUCGGAGAGCGCCUUCUUCCCUGGCUGACCCCCGACAGGACAACGCAGCCACUGUACCAGUGCUACAACCUUCUGAUAGAUUCACCCCCAUGGACCGGUCCGUACUGCAACUCUUCGCUGCCGUGGGUGGCUGGCAAGUGCGAGCAGAGAUAUGUCGGUCAAUGUGUGGAGUGA
This is a messenger RNA of Symbiodinium pilosum, 1836 nucleotides long. The record is from the annotation of a GenBank genome assembly. NCBI's taxonomy places the organism in Eukaryota, Dinophyceae, Suessiales, Symbiodiniaceae.